CUACCAUUUCUCUCUGUAGAUUUCUCGGCCACUGGUGUUUAGACAAACCUGAGUACAAUGACUCUUCAGGAGUUGGUGCACCAUGCUGCCUCCAUGUAUUUGAACAGAACAGCUGUGUGUUUUGAUGAAGGCAACAGUCAGCCUCCACUGUGUUACACUUAUAAGACUGUGCUGAAUGAGGCUUCAGAAUUAUCUCAUUUUCUGCUAACACACUGUGACUUUGGAGGAAUUCAAGAAAUUGGUCUCUACUGUCAACCUGGGAUAAAUUUACCCUCCUGGAUUUUAGGGAUUCUUCAGGUCCCUGCAGCUUAUGCACCUAUUGAUCCAGACUCACCACCGUCACUGUCAACUCACUUUAUGAAAAAAUGUCGUCUGAACUAUGUUCUUGUUGAAAAAAACCAGGCUAAUAAAUUCAAAUCUUCACAUGAAACAGUUUUGAACUAUAACAUAGUUUCAGUGGAACAUAAAGACCUGGUGCUCUUCAGACUUCAUUGGGAAAACGGUGAGGUGACAAUGCUCAGUGAUAGAGAAGAUAAAUCCGAGAACAGCAGUGAAGAGAAGGCACACAUGGACAUUCGGCAAGAGGGUUGCUUGGCUUAUGUCCUACAUACCUCAGGGACCACAGGGACACCGAAGAUUGUCAGAGUGCCUCAUGCGUGCAUACUACCAAAUGUCCAGCACUUUCGGUCAGUUCUGUCUUCUGAAUCCUUCUUAGAAUUUGUGCUUUAAGCUGGGUAUGGUAGGACUCACUAGAAGUCUCAGCAUUUGAGAGGCAGAGGCAGAUUACAAGUUUGAGGCCAGUUUGUGCUGUGGAAAGACACACUAUCUCAGGAAAACAAAACAAAAUAAAAAUCUUUCA
Messenger RNA from Cricetulus griseus (Chinese hamster), 859 nucleotides. Lineage: Eukaryota; Metazoa; Chordata; Mammalia; Rodentia; Cricetidae. The record is from RefSeq and is a predicted model, not a curated record.